CGAGGCCACAAACCGUCUUUGAGGAGGAUGAGCAGGGCCUCUCGGGGCGGAGGAGUCACCAUCAACACCCUGCCAAAUGACAUGACACAUGUAGUGGACUCCAACAGGUACUACACGUGGCGAAGCUUCGGCCCUGAAGAGCAGCGGACCCACGACCUGUGGUUUGAUAUGAGUGACGUCCGGCACGGCCAAGUCAGGGUCCACAGCCUCCUGUCCAAUUCAUACAAACAAGCCGUGAGAGUCGCCAUGUCGUUUGACUUUCCUUUUUAUGGACAUUACCUGAGGCAGAUCGUCAUAGCAACAGGAGGAUUUAUCUUCACGGGGGACGUUACUCAUCGUAUGCUGACCAGCACACAGUACGUCGCCCCACUUAUGGCCAACUUUGACCCCGGUCACUCAAAAGAGUCUACUGUGCAGUAUCUGGACAACGGGGAAGUUUUUGUGGUCCAGUGGGAGCGGGUCAGGCUUCCAGGCAAAGAGUCGAAGGGCGCCUUCACAUUUCAGGCUGCGCUUUACAAAACAGGAAGGAUCACAUUCAGCUACCGAGACAUCCCGCUGCCUUUGGAUGAGAUCGGGUCAGAACAACCAGUGAAGGUCGGUUUGUCAGACGCCUUCGUGGUCAAGUCUUCCUCUUCUCAGUCACCAGACGCAGCUCAGCAGACGAUCCAUGAAUACCAUCGGGUCGAGAUCGACGUGACAAAGAUCACCAGUCAUUCUGCUGUAGAGCUCACACCACUGCCAACCUGCCUGCUACUCGACAGCUGUGAACUCUGCCUCUCAUCCAACCAAACCUACGGUUGCAGUUGGUGCAACGUUCUCCAGAGGUGUUCAGACGGCAUGGACCGACACAGGCAGGAAUGGUUGGAUUAUUCCUGUUCAGAGGAGAGCGAAGGUGCAACCUGUGAGGAUUACUUCAGGGACGGCGGCUUCACCGUCUUCUCUGCGGCACCAGAGACAGAAGAUUCAACAUCGACGACUUCUCUACGAAACGGCUGUGAAUGUGGUGCAGAAGACAGAGAUGACACUCAGCUUCACACAUUCAGCAGCGCGGAUGUGAAAACAGGCUCCUCGAUGAAGACCAGAAGGUUUUCGAACACAGCAGUGGUGGCUGGGAUAGCGGCAGCUCUGGUCUUACUCUUGGCUUUGGUACUCGUGGCUGUUUUCAUCCACUGCCAUCCUGCAGCUUCACCGCUUCACCUCAUCCAGAGACGCAGGAGCUACUGGCCUUCCCUGAAGUUUCAGAGGCAGCAGCCCGGGUACACAGAGGUGGACGGAGAGCGUCAUGAAAAGUCCAGCACUGCUGAAGCUGGGCGAUGCUGAAA
Molecule: messenger RNA, 1322 nt
Organism: Nematolebias whitei (Rio pearlfish)
Lineage: Eukaryota; Metazoa; Chordata; Actinopteri; Cyprinodontiformes; Rivulidae
Product: plexin domain-containing protein 1-like
Exons: 13
Coding region: 28-1320 (430 amino acids)
Source: RefSeq, a predicted model, not a curated record